Messenger RNA from Colletotrichum destructivum, 4725 nucleotides. RefSeq names its product Putative kinesin-like protein. Lineage: Eukaryota; Fungi; Ascomycota; Sordariomycetes; Glomerellales; Glomerellaceae. Bases 1317 to 4211 code for a protein of 964 amino acids. Gene Ontology annotation, biological process: microtubule-based movement. Gene Ontology annotation, molecular function: microtubule motor activity; ATP binding; microtubule binding. The transcript has 3 exons. The record is from RefSeq and is a predicted model, not a curated record.
CCUUCUUUGCCUCUUGGAAGCAACGGCCGGCCACCUCCCGCUUAUCUUGCCCGUCGACUGCACUAAUCGCACCGAGCUCUUUUCAUCACCACAUUCUCUCGCGCCUUAUUAUUUUCCUCCCCGGACCAACGCUCCUUGCUCAUCUCACCUCACAUAGCGCACACCCUGUCGCUUUCAAACCGCCAGGCUUUCGCUUUCACUCUGUGCGCCUUCGUCUGCUUCUUCUCUGCCAAAACCAACACAUCUGCCUGCCCUUCAACAGCCGGAUCGCCUCCCCCUUUCCAGGAAUCACAGCAACGCAUCGGCAUCGCAUCGCUAUUACACUGUAUCUCUUUCGGGCCUGCCGCAAUUCAAUCCCACCUGCUCCCGUCGAACACCUUGCCGUGCUGUCCUUCGGCCAAACUCUGCAAACCUUUGUUUCCUUCCUAGGUAUUUCUUGGAGCUCAGACGCCACAGCCACAGCGAAUCUGCGCUCGCAUAUCCUGUGACCAGCACCGCUGUCGAAACAUUUCAACUCAGCUACGAAACCACCCCUUCCCUCCAUCCGGCUUCUAGAUUUUGGAUUUAUCUCGACCUGCCGCCCAAUCUGAGUACCCGUCGCUAUCCCAGUCCUGCGACUUUAGCUGCGCGAGACACUAGAGGCACCGUGCUCUGCAGACAGACGAAAAAGAAAACUGCGCGCGCCGGACGCCUCACGCCGCCCGCUAGCGCAAGGAAUACAGCUCGACGGGGGAAAAACCCACUACAGUCAGACCUUUGUUUUCCCUCCGCACUUGGUCCAGCAGAAGUGACAGGGCCCGGGUUGAACCCCAAGGAACAGUCUGCCAGACAUACGAGCCACUUCAAUUCGGGGGUCCCCUUCCCCUCAAGACGCUUGACACUGGGUAUCCCUCUUCUACCCCAUCCUGAUCUACCGCCAAACACUCGACAAUACACAACAACGCUGCUCAACAGAUCAUCGCGCAGAGCACCGCAAUCCGAUGAAAAGCUCCCACGUUACCCUGCACACCCUCAACGCAUAAUAACGUUUCACACGUCCCUGUUCUCGCAUUCGCCCAAAGUCCUGGGAUCGAAGUAAACCCUCGGGCCAGCUCCCCCGUCUACGCUUGCGGUCUUCGGACGAAUACAACCUACGCAGAGAGGUCCCUUAUCGACGUAAUUAAACAACCCUCCCGACGACCACCCCUUUCUACCCUCCGAGUUCAUGGACCGACCGAUUCCUCAACUGCCCCCGACAAUCUAGAAGGCUUUCUGCCCCCAGUCGGGUUUCUGGCUUCUCGGAGACCACUCCGCUUGCUUCUCAAUCGUUCAACCAAAUGGCAACGCUCCCGCGACCAGCAAGGCCGUCCAACGGUCCGCCCGCCAUGGCUCUGCCCGCUCUUCCUGUCGCCAAGACGAGGAAAAGCACUGGAGGCAUACCUACAUCGGCCUCAAAAUCCAGCCUGGCCACCCCAAACUCCAAGAGCGGCCUCAGGGCCCCUUCCGCUGGCUUCCUCCCCCCCACGACCCCUGCAUCAGCAUCCACACUCCCGCAACCGCGUACAGUCUCUGCCAUGAGCAAUUCCUCGGUCCGGACGUUGCGCAAGACAGUGAGCAUCAACUCGUUUCCCCAGCCUCCCCGGGGCGACACCCGCGUCAACAGUCUACCCCCGAGUCCAUUGCGUGCCGACUCCUCAUGGAACUCCACUCGCAAAUCAAAGGGCUCUGCGGCAUUGACGUAUUCGCAGAGCAAUGGCGCGCCGAGUCUGCUCAACAACAGCGCCGAGGGGAAGUCGAUAUCAAGCGCUAGCGUCCGCAUGUCCGACGGCCUUAUCAGUAUCUCUUCCCCGCCACAGAGCAGGAGCUCCUCGGCUCAGGAUUCCUAUUCAACUUCUGCGACGACGUAUGAUGACCCUGUCGAUGGAAUGGCGUCGAAAUCAACAUCUGACAGCACCAGUGACAAAAGAGGCUCCAAGCUAGACGGCAAGGGGAAUGUUUUGGUUAGUGUCAGAGUACGACCAGAUGCAAGUGGGAACGAAAAUACAAAGGCCGAGGGCGAGUGGAUGGUUGACGGACGCAAGUCUCUGGUUGCUUACAGAGGCAAAGAAGGCGGCGAUUACGUCUACGAUAACGUUUUCACGACGCACGACGACAACAGCCGAGUCUAUGACUGCAUAGCAAAGCGAUUAGUCCGCCGCGUCAUGGAAGGCUACCACGGAACCGUUUUUGCCUACGGCAUGACUGGCACCGGAAAGACGUUUUCAAUGCAAGGGACAGCUUCUUCGCCAGGUGUCAUUCCCCUUGCCAUCACCGACAUCUUUUCCUACAUCAGGGAGACGCCGUCUCGCGAGUUUCUACUUCGUGUCAGCUACCUGGAAAUAUACAACGAAAAGAUUCACGACUUGCUGAGCAUGUCAACCGGCAACCCUGCCGGAGCCGGCGGACAAGAAGAAAUCAAGCUGCGCGAAGACAGCAAGCGCGGUGUUUAUGCCAGUCCAUUGAAGGAAGAAAUUGUUCAGAGUCCAACACAGCUUCUGAGGGUAAUCGCCCGCGGAGACCAAGCGCGCAGGACAGCAAGCACCCAAUUCAAUGCGAGGAGCUCCCGAAGUCACGCAGUGGUCCAAAUAGUGGUGGAAAGCCGGGAGCGGAUACCGGGAAACGCGGGCACCGGCGAAAGCAAACGAUCAGGGAUGCUGCCUGGUGGCGUCCGCGUGUCGACCCUGAGCUUGAUUGAUCUCGCUGGAUCCGAGAAGGCGGCCGAAUCCAAGGAGCGACGGACAGAGGGCUCGCACAUCAACAAGAGUUUACUUACCUUGGGCACUGUCAUCUCCAAACUCUCCGAGCACAAAGACAAGGACGGAAAAGCCGCCGAUAAGGAUGGCAAGCACCUGCCGUACCGAGACAGCAAGUUGACCCGACUUUUACAAGGGGCUCUAUCGGGCGGCUCGCUUGUGAGCAUCUUGUGCACCAUCCAGAUCGGCGCAGCUGGUAGCGCUGCCUCUUCCAACUCCCACACGUCCGAAACCAUCAACACUCUCAAGUUCGCGUCCCGAGCCAAGAACAACAUUGUCAGCCACGCCAAAAAGGCGGAAGAGGCUCUCGGAAGCGGAGGGGAUGGCGGCGCCAGAGUCCUAUUGGAGCGGUAUCGCAUGGAGAUUCUGGAGCUGAGACAACAACUCGACAUGCAGGCCAAGGAGAAGAAGUCCAAGUACGCCGACGAAGAAAGAGAGCGAGAUGCUCUUGAGGAGAAGGCCCGUGAACUAGAGGCCGAGCACCGGCACGAAGAGCAAAUGCUUGAAAUGCAGCUGGCUCGAACGGCACUCAAGGAACGGAUUGAUCACCUUAACCGUCUGAUCUUGAGUUCCAAAUCAAUUGGCGUCAAUGCCAGCGGAUCCUACAGUGCUCUGGGCAUACACCCUCGGUCUUCCAUGGCUUCGGUACGAUCACUGGCUACCCCGAACAGCGGCAGGCCAAUGCUCGAAAGGACAGCAUCCAUGACGUCGGCUUCUUCAACCAUUGGUCGCCGGUCAAGUGGUCGGUCGAGCGGAGGCCAGCGCCGGUCCAGUGGCGAAGCAGAUGCAGUGACGGACGACGACAGCAUCGGCGAGUUCGGAGAUGGCAGUGCCUCCCUGACGGCCCAGAACCGCGCGUUACAGGCCGACUUGGCAGACAAGACAAGAUAUAUCCAGACUUUGGAGAAGCGGCUGAUGCAGGCACGAAGGGCCAGUUCUUCAAGAACAUCUGUCGGCUUCUCCGCCCCGAACAAGGCCAUCAUGGUCGGGGAAGACCACAGUGUGUCGACGGUGUUGAGGGAGAAGGAUGCCGAGAUUGCCGAGCUGAAAGCGCGACUUGACGAUAAGGAUCGCAUGUUGGCUGCGCUGCGCUCGGCAGCUCGAUCUCGAGAUACGGCGGAGGGACAUAUGGAUGGCAGGACGUCUUCUCUAUAUGAACACAGCCCUCCACCAACGAUGAGCCCGCCACCAGCACCAUCAAACUCUUCGACCAACGUCCGCAACCCCACCAAGAAUGUUGACGAGAUGAGCAAGAUUCUAGACGAGAUGAUUCAAGACCACGUCGAGACCGGCCAUCUGGUUAAAGGGGCGAGGGGCAGCAUCCGCGUCGUCAAUGACCGCAAGCUUGAGGUGCACCCGGAACUGCCGGUGAGACUCGAGCCGCUCAGGAAGACUGCAUCAUUUGACGAGACCGGCAAGGUGUCAGUGAUGGGUAUGUGAGACGCUAUUUUGGGGGACUUGUCAGCUUUCAUUGUUCAUAUGGACUGUGCAGAGGGGACGAGUGAUGCGGUAUCGGUAUAAGUCCCCUCAUAGGGGCCAGGAAAGGCGUUUGGGAAGGGUCGACAGUGACCUGAUUUUGGUUUUCUUCUUAUACCCGACACUUAUACUUCGCCAUGGUUAUCGGUUGAGAAGGUGGCCGCGGCCAUUGCCUCGUUCGGCCAUCAGCCAUACCCGUCGGCCUGUUUUAUUAGCGUAUUGAUACGUCGAGGAGGGAGGAACGAGUAGAGGCCUCAGUCACGAUUAUUACGUACACCCUCGGUGCACCGAAGCUCGGGUCAUUGGCAAAAACGGGGAUUUUAGUGAAUGGCAGGAAAAGCGAUUAGGUCUGUCUGCCAGAGGCUAUUAAUUUGGGGCAUAUAAUGCGAUGGCUCAUGUACCUAUAUCAAGAAGCAGGGCUGGUCAGCUGGCUAGUUACGGAUGACCGGCGAUGAAAUCCAAGAAGACAGAAGACUAU